UGUCAAGCAUCUCCCGGGGGACGAACAUGGAGAAGAAAAUGCCCGAACAGCCAGUUUUUCUGAGUAACGAAGACGUUACACGUCUUCUUACUUACGAAGACUUGGUCCCGCGACUGGAGCUGGUUAUGGGAGGGUUUUCCCGGCGUUCAGGUGAUGUGGUGCAGCCCGUGAGAUCUGAGCUCCUGAUACACAAUCACAGCGGGUGUUUUGGGCUGAUGCCUGCAUAUAUUGCAUAUGAGGACACUUUGUGCACGAAGUUGUUGGUUACCUACAGACGGCCAGAGAACUUGAACUUACCAUCAAUAGAAGCCACUGUGUUACUUUUAAACCCCGUGUAUGGCAAUGUCACAGCGGUUAUGAAUGGAAAAGAUAUUACUAAUAAAAGGACAGCGGCUGUGUCAGCCAUUUCUGCUAAACUGUUGAUGCCAGCUCAGUCAGACGUCUUGUGCAUCCUUGGCUGCGGACAACAGGCUGUCGGCCAUUAUGAAGUUUUCACAAAGCUUUUUUCCUUUAAAGAGGUGCGUGUGUGCAGUCGGAGAUUAGAGACUGCCGAGCGGUUUGCUGCAAGUAUUCAGGGUCCUGUUAAAGUAUUUUCAUCUGCCAAAGAUGCAGUGCAUGGAGCAGACCUCAUCAUUACAGUCACUAGUUCUAGUGAACCAGUGCUGUUUAAGGAGUGGGUUAAACCCGGUGCUCAUAUAGCAGCGGUAGGUGCUUGUCGGGCAGACGCUAGAGAACUCGAUGAUGCACUGAUGAGAGACGCUGUGAUUUACGUGGACAGCAGAGAGGGAGCAGCACUGGAGUCUGGAGACAUCAUUCUGACUGGGGCAGAAGUAUUUGCUGAACUUGGAGAAGUUUUAAAUGGAACUCGACCGGCCUUGCGCGACAAGACGACAGUGUUUAAGUCACUGGGAAUGGGGAUACAAGAUGCGGUCGCUGCUAAGCUUGUGUUUGACAAGUGGAAGAGCAGCCAGUAAAGUAUGUGACAUGAAGUGCCAACGGGUGCAGAGAAUAACUUUAAUGUCUCAAAUGAAACACAAGAGGACAUGAAGUAAACCUUGGUUUGACAAUCAAUCAUGACCAAGGAGACUGACUUCAAAGGAACUGAUUAACACUUGUAUGAAAUCAGUUAAGCUUGAGGACACAGAAUAUUGUGAAUAAACAGUAUUAUUAAAAUGUGGAAAUAUAUUUCAAACACAAAAAAUGUUACACAAGGCCUAUUAAUAAAAAAUACUAAUACAA
Messenger RNA from Clarias gariepinus (North African catfish), 1239 nucleotides. Its product is annotated as ketimine reductase mu-crystallin-like. Bases 27 to 974 code for a protein of 315 amino acids. Gene Ontology annotation, molecular function: thyroid hormone binding. Gene Ontology annotation, biological process: thyroid hormone metabolic process. The transcript has 8 exons. Lineage: Eukaryota; Metazoa; Chordata; Actinopteri; Siluriformes; Clariidae. Gene Ontology annotation, cellular component: cytoplasm. The record is from RefSeq and is a predicted model, not a curated record.